This is a messenger RNA of Drosophila obscura, 3710 nucleotides long. RefSeq names its product glutactin. The record is from RefSeq and is a predicted model, not a curated record. The coding region runs from base 16 to 3642 and encodes 1208 amino acids. Lineage: Eukaryota; Metazoa; Arthropoda; Insecta; Diptera; Drosophilidae. The transcript has 3 exons.
AGCGGAGCCAAGAACAUGGAGAACAGCAGAUUGAAGCCGGUGACGACAUCGCCAAGUGGAACUAAGACUUCGAGGGCAGUCGCAGAACUAGCUGGAAGGCGCAGUCUCUCAAUCUCUUUGUUGCUCAACGCCACCCCCUUUGCGUCCAGGUCCAGCCAGAGAACUGUUGAGUUUUGUAGACUACUUUCGGAGCCCGCCCCGUGGGUCACUCGAAUCAAGGCUGCUGACUGCUGGUUCCCAUUCAAUCCCGACACAGAGAGCAACAUGCAGCCGUUGCCUUCCUGGGUCCAGCUGGUGGCGUUGGCACUCUGCGUUUGCCAGAUCUGCGCCCUCCCAAACCAGCUUGGGUCCGAUGAAAUCGACUAUGCCGAAUUGGACAGGAAUGAAGGGCCAUUCACGCCUCAGCCACUAAGGCCACCCCCUUGGCAGGAGGCUCAGGCGGCGACCCCACAGGAGGCGCGUGUGCAAGUUCCCGGAGUGGGAGACAUAGUCGGUGUACGCGGCUAUAAGACAAUCUCGAAUCGUCCCAUCAAUGCAUUCCUUGGCGUGCACUACGCUCAAGUGGGUGCCGGUCUGGGACGUUUCCAGCAGGCCAAGGCCGUGCCCUUCCAGGGUAGAGUAGAUGCCACCACAGCCAGUCCAAAUUGUGCCCAAUUUCCGGAGCUGCAGCGACUGCAGACGGCCGAGGCACGCGGAGAGAACGUUGACGACUGUCUGACCCUCGACAUCUAUGCGCCGGAGGGGGCGCGCGAUCUGCCCGUCUUGGUCUUCGUGCACGGCGAGAUGCUGUUCGAUGGCGGCGCCGAGGAGGCCCAGCCGGACUACGUGCUGGAGAAGGACAUUAUCCUCGUAUCGAUCAACUAUCGCCUGGCGCCCUUCGGAUUCCUUAGCGCCCUCAGCGAUCAACUGCCUGGCAACGUGGCGCUCUCGGACAUCCACCUGGCGUUGGAGUGGCUGCAGCGCAACCUUCUCUACUUUGGCGGCGACUCCGGAAAGGUGACCCUGGUGGGUCAGGCAGGCGGCGCUACUCUAGUUCAUGCCCUCAGCCUCAGCGGCCGUGCAACCAACCUCUUCCAGCAGCUCAUCCUGCAGUCCGGCACGGCCCUGAAUCCUUACCUGAUCGACGAACGUCCUCUGGAAACUCUGGCCACGUUCGCGCGCCUCGCCCGCUGUCCCUAUGCCGGACGCAGUUUGGCACCGCUCUACGACUGCCUCAGCCGCCUGCCCACCUCCCAAGUGGUCAGCGCCUUCGAGCAGCUGCUGCAACAGAACGAGGCAAGCGGCCUCAGCUUUCUGGGCGGGUUCAAGCUGGUGGUGGGCGAUCCCCUUGGCUACCUACCCGAUCAUCCUGCCGCACUGGCGGCCAACUCGGCCAACAGCUCGGUGCCCAUGAUUGUGGGUGCCGCCAAAGAUGCCAGCGCCUUCAUUCUAUCACGCUUUUACGACCAGAUACAGCGCGUGCAGUCGCAGAAUGUGAGCGAAUACAUCAAUGUGGUGCUGCGCCACACAGCGCCUCCAAGUCAACACCGGGUGUGGCUGGACUGGGCGCGUCGCGAGAUCUUUUCGCCGGAGCAUGAUCGCACGGCCAGUGCGCAAAGUGUGUCGCAGGGACUGUUGGAGUUGAGCAACAUGAUCCUGUAUCGGGCACCCGUCAUCUACUCCAUCCGCCUCUCGCACAAGAAGAGCCCCGUCUACUUGUACACCUUUGACUAUCGGGGAGAGCAUCAUCGGUUCGGCCAUCUGGACAAUCCGCUGCCCUUUGGUGUGGACGCCUCGCUGAGCGAUGACAGCGUGUAUCUGUUUCCGUAUCCGCCGGAGGCCAGCCGCCUGAAUCCGGUGGACAAGUCGCUGUCGCGCGCACUGGUCACCAUGUGGGUGAACUUUGCCGUUACGGGCAUACCCAAUCAAAAUGCUGGUGUCUGGCCGAAGGCCACUUCCGAGUACGGCCCCUUCCUGCGCUUCACCAACUCCAGGCAGAGUAUGCUGGAGCUGGACCCACAUUUCGGUGACGGACUCAACGCUCCGAAUCUCUAUGGCCAGUACUUCAAUACAACCAACAGCACAGCGGCUAUAACAACAACUGUAACGACAACAACAACAACAACAACGACGACGACCAGACGUCCGUAUGUCUACAAUCCGUAUGCUGGCCAGCAGCAAAACCCCUAUCCCUAUGGCUACAACACAACAACCAGAACUUCCACGACGACUACCAGGCGUCCAACGUAUGCGUACAACCCGUAUGCUAACUGGCAGCCAAACCGACAGCCGCAACCGGCGCAGCCGUUUCCAAGGAGGCCAACGGAUCCUGCAUACGAAAGAGUUCAGGAAAUCCGGCGGCAACAGGUGAUACGAGAGCAGCAAGAGCGCGAGCAGCGUCAGCGAGAACAGCGCGAAAGGGAGCAGCAAGAGGCUCAGCGCCGCGAAGAGGAGGAACGAGAACAGCAGCGUGUGCAAGAGCAGCGAGAGCAGGAAGCCCAGCGAGAAUUGGAACAGCGCUACCAGCUGCAGAGAGAGAAGCUCCAGCGAGAACAGCAGCAGCGAGAGCAGCUAGAAAGAGAACAGAAGGAGGACCAGGAGCAGCAGCAGCGAGAGCGAGAACAGCGCGAACAAGCGGCAAGGGACGAAUGGGAGCGAAACCAAGAACGAGCGCAAGUACCUCAAACUCCGCAGGAGGAGUUGGAGCAGCGUCAGCGGGAGUGGGAGUGGGAGCAGGAGCAGCGUGAGCGGGAGCAGCGUGAGCGGGAGCAGCGUGAGCGUGAGCAACCAAACCAUCCAGAGGAACAAGACGAGCGGGAGCUGGAUGAGAGGGAGCAACAAGAAAGAGAAGAACAGCAGCGACAGGAAAUACUUCAAGAACAGCGACGUCAGUACGAUCAGCGUCAGCGGGAACAGCAACAGCGAGAGCAGGAGCAGCGAGAGCGGGAGCAACCAAACCUUCCAGAGGAACAAGACGAGCGGGAGCUGGAUGAGAGGGAGCAACAGGAAAGAGAAGAACAGCAGCGACAGGAAAUACUUCAAGAACAGCGACGUCAGUACGAUCAGCGUCAGCGAGAACAGCAACAGCGAGAGCAGGAGCAGCGAGAGCAACAAGCUAGAGAGCAGCAGGAGCAACAAGAGCAGCAGCAGCGCGAACAAGAGCAACGAGAGCAGGAGAAGAGGGAUCAACAGGAGCGCGAGCAGCAGCAGCGAGAAGAAUUGGAGCGUGGCCAGCAGCCGCACGAGCCAAAUGAGCCGGAGGAUGAUCAGGAGAGCUCUCGCAGGCCCUAUGCAAACUACGACGACUACUUGGGAAGAGACGAGGAGGGAGAACCGGUCGACUCUGAACCCGAAAACGAGCAAAGUUCGAACCCAACCUAUUCCGAGGAGCAGGAACGAGAGCAACAACAACGCGAGCAACUGCAUCGUGAACAACAGGACAACGUGGCUCAGAACCCGCCUGAAGGUGAGGAUCCCGCCGCAUACGCAAGCUUCGACGAUUACCUCAGAGCGGAACAGGAACGUCGUGAGGCAGAGGAACGCGAAUGGGCUGAACAGGCUGACAGGACUGAACCGGAGGGCUGGGAGGACUCUCGCCCAGAAUAUCCAGGCUACCGACAGCACGCCAAGCAGUUGCGCAGACAGCAGCGACCCAAGCUGUAGCAUUCAUAUACCAUUGAAAGAAUCUUGAGUACUAUUCUAAAGAGUUCUUUAUUAAAUAUUAUAUCAUA